AUGACUUCUGUUGCCCUUCGGCUCCUCGUUCUAGGUUUGGACAAUGGUGGAAAAAGUACAUUUGUGACCAGGUUGUUUGGGGAGGACAUCGAGAAGACUCGCCCGACUGUUGGCUUGGUAAUUCGGACUAAGACACAUAUUGUUGAUGAUGUAAUUAUAGACGUCGAUUACUGGGACGUGGGGGGCCAGGAAUCCCUCCGGAGACACUGGCAUAAUAUUUACCACAAGGGAGACGCGGUGGUGUGGGUCAUCGACUCCAGUGACGUGGAACGGAUGGAAACGUGCUUUGACCAGCUGAAACUCACUGCAGCCGCCAUCCGAUCCAAGUCGUUAGGCUUUCUUGUGGUUUGCAACAAGCAAGACCUACCCACCGCUCUGAGUGUAUCAGACAUUCGCCAAGUAAGCACACUGGCUGUCGCUGGCCGCCACCGUAUACCAAACGUAAGCGGAACCACGGUCUUCAUGGAAGGCUGCUCCGCCGUCCUUAUGAGCCCAGACGACCUUGACCAAAUAAUACGAAAGUUCAUCAAGACAUUCUUGCCGUCCCUGCCAAUAAUGGAGAGUCGACUAGUACUUCCCCAAACCCUCUAUACAAACCAAGCUCUUGAAAAUGGGGAGAAAAAGAUACAAGCAGCCAUCGACUGGAACCGUCCAAUCCAACUACCUGAAAUUGACUUCAGAUUCACGGCGCUCGAAAAACUCUGCCAAGCCACGCAUACCACCACCAGUUAA
Messenger RNA from Gregarina niphandrodes, 732 nucleotides. RefSeq names its product ADP-ribosylation factor-like protein 2. The coding region runs from base 1 to 732 and encodes 243 amino acids. Gene Ontology annotation, biological process: protein folding. The transcript is spliced from 3 exons. NCBI's taxonomy places the organism in Eukaryota, Apicomplexa, Conoidasida, Eugregarinorida, Gregarinidae. The record is from RefSeq and is a predicted model, not a curated record. Gene Ontology annotation, cellular component: microtubule cytoskeleton; cytoplasm. Gene Ontology annotation, molecular function: GTPase activity; GTP binding.